This is a messenger RNA of Vigna umbellata (rice bean), 787 nucleotides long. The record is from RefSeq and is a predicted model, not a curated record. NCBI's taxonomy places the organism in Eukaryota, Viridiplantae, Streptophyta, Magnoliopsida, Fabales, Fabaceae.
CGUCAUUAUUGUAUUGUUAGAACUUUCAACCAAUGAGUAGAAUGGUUGCGAUUUGCUCCUAAGCAUUGCUCCUGAGGCUUCACUUUCGACGGCAACAAAGAAGGUUGGUCUCUUCCAUGUCUCUCUCAGGUAGCGAUGAUGAGAUGGAAAUGGAUUUUCUUCGUGAGCGGUACCAGGAAAUGGACGGCGGAAACUUUGAAGUGUUUCUGAGUUUCAGAGGGGAAGAUACUCGUUCUUCUUUCACUUCGCAUCUCUACACGGCUCUUCAGAAUGCAGGAAUCUUUGUUUUCAAGGAUGACGAGUCACUUCCACGGGGAAAGCAAAUUUCACCCUCUUUGCGGCUAGCCAUCCAAGAGUCUCGAAUUUCUAUUGUUGUUUUCUCAAAAAAUUAUGCAGAGUCGUUUUGGUGUAUGAAAGAGUUGGAGAAAAUAAUGGAGUGUCACAGAACCAUAGGGAAUGUGGUACUACCAGUGUUUUACGACGUUGACCCCUCUGAAGUACGUCAUCAAAGAGGCGACUUUGGGAAAGCAUUUCAACAUCUUUUAAGCAAGUUUUCUAAAGAGGAGGAGAAAAAGGUUCUGGAUUGGAAGCAGAGUUGGUGGAAGACUCUUCGUGAGAGUUGGUGGAAGAUUCUUCGUGAGAUUGGUGGCAUCUCAGCGGUUGAAAUCCUAUGUUCCAGUAGGAUGGAAAGAGUAGACAAACUCCAGGACCAUUGGAAAGAGACACUUCUUGAGGUUGUACAGAUCUCAAAGAUUUUAGACUUAAAUCCAAGGUAAUAGAAAGUCUU